CGCAAAUACUUUUCAAAACCAAUCUUCUUGCCGAGUAGCUUGAUCUUUUGUCGUCGAGAAGCACUCGGUCGGCUCGGAGGCGCUACGCUCUCAAGUGAUUGAGCACCUCGCAUGCUGAGUGCCUGUCCCUCCUUGCAAUACAGCUCGGCGUGUAGCGAGACUAUCCUCUACAAUUGAGCUGUACAGCUACAUUUGAUCAAACAAGACUCCCACGCGGCGCUGUCGGCUGACUUUGCCGCGAGUGUUUGUUUUCUGGGACAUCGGCAUGAAUCGGCCGGGACUCAGAUUCGUCUUCCUGUGCAUGUUGAUUAUUGGAUGGCUGAUAGUGCUCAAACUUUAUCAAUUCAACGGCCGAGGCUAUGCGAUCAAUAAAGAUCUGCAAUCACCAAAUGAUGCUCCACAUGCGUCAGCAGAGGAGGCCACAAAGGCACUGAUGCAAGAGACUGCCAAGCUGUCUCACGCUAGCAGUGUUGUGCACUCCAAAUCUCCACCUCAAGAAGAAGCGAGCGUCGUACCAGAACGACCAGAAUCUCAAGGAGACAAACCUUCACAAGAAAAUCCAGAUCUUGCUCACCAAGAGCUGACAGUCGAUGAUAUUGCCGUGAUCGUCCGCACAGGCUGGCAAGUACGCGACCGGAUCAACGGCUCUCUAUCGACCUACUUGAAAGACCGCUCGCCGAAUACACUUGCAAUUUUUGCAGAUCGAGAGUUUGUUGUUCCUGGCUAUACUAUCCACGACGCCCUGAAGCCCUUUUUUGAGAGACUGUCCCAACACUUUGGCCAGUCAACGCAAAAGAAGCUCUACGACAAGAUUCAAGAGCUGGACGAUGGUGUGCUCAAAACCGUUCCAGGAGAACACAACGAUGGCUGGAAGCUCGACAUUUUGAAGCAGCCCAUGUCGGCAGAUUUGGGCUACCACAUGCUAAGCCAAAAGCGUUCCUUCAAAUGGUGGGUCAUCAUUGACGAUGACACCUAUUUACACUUCCCAUCGAUCAUACCAGCGCUUGCUGAAUUGGACCCAGCUGCCAAGCACUUCUUUGGAAUGCCAACCGGCUUCGACAAGGUCACCUAUGCGCAAGGUGGCAGUGGCAUUCUACUGAGUGAUGGUGCCAUGGAGCAACUCUUUGGUGAUCGAGAGUUCGCUGAUGCAAUGCACAUCAAGGGACUGGAGGCAGUCUACGGCGACUACAAUCUGGCCGCUCAUUUGUACGAGCGAUCUAUCUUUUUGGAUCAAUCUCUUGCAUUCAUGUUUCAUGAGCAUCCCCUGGCUGACAUCAAGUGGGCUAUUCGUGAUACUUGCGCACCAUUGUUUUCUGUCCACCACAUGCAGCCAUCAGCGAUGCGUUCUUUCUCAGAGUUGAUUAGAUUUCACGACCGACCAUUGCUCCUGUGGGAUCUGCUGAACGAAAUUGGCAUUACAGAUUUGGCCUAUAAAACAAACCACAGUUACAGUCUUGCAGAGACAGACUUACUGCCGAGUGCUCUUGGCAAGAUGUCGUCCAAGGAGAUGGAGCAGUCAAAGGGAAACCGCGUCAACGUGGUCAUCAUCGACCAUAGACACCAUGCCGAGUUUCAACCAAAGAUGUGUCAGCGCCUUUGCCAAAGCGGUCAAAUCAAAGCUCAGUGUGCGGCUUGGACGUUCAUCCCAGAAACGCGAGAGUGCCAUUUGUCAGACGAAAUAAUCCUCAACGUUGGCCAACCACGGAAUGAUGACUCUAUCACUGGAAUUUUGAUCAGCGUUGUUGCUGAGCACCAUCAUCGAAAGUGCCCUGAUAGUUGAUCGAUGCAUCGUGGAAAAUGAUAACGAUAUCUCAUAGAUGAAUACUAUUGCAGACCCU
This is a messenger RNA of Protomyces lactucae-debilis, 1838 nucleotides long. RefSeq lists its product as uncharacterized. Gene Ontology annotation, cellular component: membrane. Bases 266 to 1780 code for a protein of 504 amino acids. Lineage: Eukaryota; Fungi; Ascomycota; Taphrinomycetes; Taphrinales; Protomycetaceae. The record is from RefSeq and is a predicted model, not a curated record. The transcript has 2 exons. Gene Ontology annotation, molecular function: glycosyltransferase activity.